Messenger RNA from Alternaria burnsii, 3402 nucleotides. RefSeq lists its product as uncharacterized. The transcript is spliced from 3 exons. Lineage: Eukaryota; Fungi; Ascomycota; Dothideomycetes; Pleosporales; Pleosporaceae. The record is from RefSeq and is a predicted model, not a curated record. Bases 1 to 3402 code for a protein of 1133 amino acids.
AUGCUCUCCGCGCUCCGAACCAUUCGAUCUCCGACGAGACGCGCCACAACGCAACUGCGCACCGCUGCGACACAGGCUCAGAAGCGUGCAGGCGAUAUAUCUGACGCUUUCGCAUCGCUCUCGGGACAGGAGUUCACGCCUCUGACGUCCGAAUAUGCCGACCUCAAAAGCCGUCUGAUCCGGGGACAUGAGAGCGAAAUACGAGAAUCUUGGGAACGCCUCCUUCGGACACUUCGCGACGAGAUUCCGCUCAUUGUCGAGCAAGGCAGCAAAGUCAUCCCAGAGAUUGACUUCAAGGACAUCGAUAAUGCACCGGAGUCCUUUAACAGCGAGCUGCGUAAGAGAGGUGUUGCAGUUGUAAGGAAUGUAAUACCCGAGCAGGAAGCGCUGCAGUGGAAGGAAGACUUGAGAGAGUAUAUUCGCCAGAAUCCUCAGACAAAGGCUUUCCCUGCCGAUAACCCUCAAGUCUUUGAAUUAUAUUGGUCGCGUACCCAACUCCUCGCUCGCGGCAAUCCAAACCUCCUCAAGACGCAAGCCUUCCUCAUGUCAUACUGGCACAGCCUCAACCCACACAUCCCACUCUCCACAAAACACCCGAUAAGCUACGCAGAUCGCUUGCGCAUGCGUCUACCCGGUGACGCCAAAUUUGCACUGGGACCACACGUCGACGGCGGCAGUGUAGAACGCUGGUCCGAGGAAGGCUACGGGCUCGGGAAAGUCUACGACUCGGUCUGGAAAGGACGCUGGGAAGACUUUGACCCCUGGGAAGCCAGCUGUCGUCUUUCUGUCAACUCAGACCUCCACCAAGGCGUAGGAGCAUGCAGCGCAUUCCGCAUGUUCCAAGGCUGGCUGUCGCUCUCAACAACUGGACCCUUUGAAGGCACACUGCUGGUCAACCCGUUGUUGGCAAAAGCCACCGCAUACUACCUCCUCCGACCCUUCUUCUCUCCCAAACGAGGCGUAGACCCCGGUGCGCAAACGACUUCUGAGGCCCUCACCAACUCAGCGGACUUCCUCGCGUCGGAUAACUGGGAGAUGGAUACAACACAGAACGCAUGGGUACAUGGUGCGACGCCAGGUCGUGGUCAGGAGCUAUCCCACCUCCUGCAUCCGCAUCUCAACCUGCAGAAGUCGAUGAUCCAUAUGCCGACAGUCAGACCUGGCGACUACGUCUCCUGGCAUUGCGACACCAUCCACAGUGUAGACAAGACGCAUGCAGGCAAGUCCGACUCGAGCGUUUUGUACAUCCCAGCUUGUCCGAUGACGGAGGAUAACGCCAACUACCUUGUCCGGCAGCGCCAGAACUUCGUCAAUGGAACCCCAAGCCCGGACUUUGGCGGUGGUAUCGGUGAGAGCGAGCAUGUUGGACGUAUCAAGGCUGAGGAUAUGCAUGCUUUGGUUGGUGAUGAGGGCUGUCGGGCCAUGGGGUUGCAAGAGUGGGAUAGCGAUGCUGCGGGCUUGGGUCCUGUUUUCUUCCCUUUGCUUUCACUCUUCGCUAUCAACAAACACCUCACGCUCAUCUAUGUAAUAGACUCUGAUCGCGUCGUGUGCUACUCGAGUAGUCGCCAAACCAGUGAGUCCUCGUCGCUCGCUGCGAUCACCCACUCUUUAUCGACACUCACUGACCACAGCAACUCUAGUCCUGUCGCCACGAUGCAGAUCCCAAAGCAAGUCUCCAGUCCGGCAGACCCAAAAGAGCCUUCAUUCCUCAACCUUCCGGCCGAGAUUCGUAACCGAAUUUAUGAGUUCUUGUUCACGCGCGAUGAGCCUGUCUUGCUCCACAACGCCAAAGCAUAUCACCCUAUUCCACCGCAGGAUUCCCAUGAGCCCUAUGGGGGCGAACUGAUAGCGGCUUUUGACGACGAAUACGAGAACGAAAUUGAUCAAGGUCAACUCUUCGUCCAUGAUUUUCAGACAGUCACUCCCGCUCUCCUCGUAUGUCGACAGGUAUACGCUGAAGCAGUCGGAUACCUGUACAGCAAUAACACUUUCAUGUUCUCACGCCCGCUCUAUCGCCAUGAUGGUCGGAACGGUGAUGAAUGUGUGGAACACGACGAUGAAUCGUACUUCGUAACGAAUUACGUAACUCAGUGGCUACAGAAUCUGGGCUCUCAACGCAAACUUCUAAACGAGGUUCGCAUAGACGUUGGUGCUUUCUGUCCAGAGAUUUGUACCAAAGGUAUGCCAUUUGUCUCUAUCUUGAAGCUUGUACGGAUGUUAUGGAGGUAUCCCUAUCUCGCAAAUGUGGUUGCGUUCAGCCAAAGGGGACCUACAGACCGCGAGAAGAACGAUUUCGGUACGUUCAAGCAUGAAGAAGAAGAACAUGACAUGGAAUACGCCGAGCGUUUACAAGGGAUCUUGAUCGCAAUUGGUAUUCAAGACGUCUUGAACUUGAAGCGUUACGCAUCUAUCGAUCUUCUAGUCACCGAUAUCAACAUCGAUUCGUCUUUAGACUACGGUUAUGUUACUGGACCAAAUCUAGAGCUGAGAUUUGAGACACCGGAAGAUGAAGUUGUGAGAUGGCCGGAGAAAAACGAGACCCUCCUCAGCCCUCUCGAUGACCUGGAUCUGCCCCUCAUGCGCAAGAUCUUUAACCUGGUCAUAUUUCCAGCGGAUCAGAUUAUACUCGAUCUUGACUUGCGCAAAGUAUAUGGUUUUGAUCCAGUUGUGUUUCAGUUGAACCGCAGGUUCAGGAAUGUGCAUUAUCAUCGGACACCAAUGGGCAUGAGCGUUCUUGUCAGGAAGAGUAUCAACACCACGACUUUCGAUUUCAGCGGUUUCGCCGACCCCAUCUCCUCAGGGCUGAUCGACCCAACUGAUUACCGGAGUAUAUUUGCAGUAUUCUGGCGUUCAAUAUUUGACACACGAUCUUGUCAUCCAUUAACGACCAUCGUCCUCAACUUCGAUAUCGCGACUAACACCUCCCUGAAGGAAAUCCGUAUAAACAUCAAGGAGAUUGUGCCUCUACUCACUUCUCUCUCUUCUCAUGUCAAGACAAAACUUCGAUUCGUCCUCAAAUGUCCUUGGGGAAACGCUACACACUACGAGGAAGUCACGAUUCCGGUGGCAGAGUUGGUACAAAGUCUUUUCCUACUCUUGAGCGAUGUCAAGCAGCAAUGGCCCUCAGAGAUAAGUAAGACCAGAUACAAGCAGCUUCCUGAUAUCUGGCUCAGUGGAAAUGGCGUCCUCAUCUCUGCAUCCUAUCCGGCAAACUCACACUCUUCGGAACGCGGUGUUGAGUAUACGCAUGGCCGAUUGACAUCUACUGAGAUACGUAACCGAGGGUACAGGAUGGCAAUGACCCAACCUCAUGACCUCAGACAGCAUGCAGGAGUGUUGGGCGAAUGCUGGGAAGAGAUACGUCGCCGUCAUUAUCACGAUAGGGAUUGGAAGAGAGUAUGA